Molecule: messenger RNA, 3922 nt
Organism: Andrographis paniculata
Lineage: Eukaryota; Viridiplantae; Streptophyta; Magnoliopsida; Lamiales; Acanthaceae
Product: serine/threonine-protein phosphatase BSL3-like
Exons: 21
Coding region: 399-3395 (998 amino acids)
Biological process (GO): brassinosteroid mediated signaling pathway
Molecular function (GO): phosphoprotein phosphatase activity; protein binding
Source: RefSeq, a predicted model, not a curated record
GUAGAAAUAAAUUCUCCAUCUUUUCUUUCUCCGGAUAGAUAGAGAGAGAAAGAAGGAGGUACAGUAUAUAUGCGUAUGUGAGAGUAUGUUUGUAUAUAUGUUUUUGUGGAUAGAGAAAGCAUUGAUUUAGAGAGAGAAAGUUGGAGUUGGGAUUGAUUUUUCCUUGCAUAUUUACUUGUCAGCGCUUUACAGAUUGGGAGAAAGGAAACCUUUGGAGAAAAAGCGGGGGAGGAGUUUUGUGGAUUGAGGAAAUUCUUUUCAUGAUCGGAGCUAGGGCUUGUGAACUUUUUUUCUUUGGAAUUGUGAAGUUUGAGGAUGCGGAGAGCUGAGAAUUCGAGCUUCGAUCUUGUUGCAUAGCUUGGAAGAAUUUAGGGUUUUUUUUUUUUUUUUGGUUAGAAAUGGAGGAGGAUUCAGUUAUGGCUACGGACGCCGAUCGCGAUCCGUCGGAGCAGCCCUCCACAGCUAAUGGUGUGGAUGAGCCGAGCAAAUCGGAAUCGUUGGCAGCUCAGCAGCAGCAGAGUGAUAGUAGCGGUAAUGUUGACAGUAGUAGUAAUAGCGGUGGAAUUGGCGGAGGAACGGUGGUGGCAGGGCCUCGCUGUGCUCCAACUUACAGCGCGGUAAACGCGAUAAUUGAGGAGGAGGAGGAUGGUCCUGGACCGCGGUGUGGCCACACACUGACGGCUGUGCCGUCCGUAGGUGAGGAAGGGACUCCUGGAUAUAUUGGUCCGAGAUUGAUUCUGUUUGGUGGAGCUACAGCUCUCGAAGGGAAUUCAACAGUGUCGGGAACUCCUUCGUCUGCCGGAAGUGCAGGGAUUCGUUUGGCAGGGGCUACAGCUGAUGUGCACUGUUACGACGUUUUGACAAAUAAAUGGUCUCGAAUUUCGCCUAUCGGAGAACCACCCACACCUAGGGCGGCUCAUGUUGCCACUGCAGUGGGUACAAUGGUUGUUAUUCAGGGUGGGAUUGGCCCAGCUGGUUUAUCUGCAGAAGAUCUGCAUGUUUUGGAUCUCACUCAAGAACGACCACGAUGGCAUAGGGUUGUGGUCCAAGGACCUGGGCCAGGGCCACGAUAUGGGCAUGUGAUGGCUCUGGUAGGACAACGGUAUCUCAUGGCCAUUGGUGGAAAUGAUGGAAAACGACCUUUGGCUGAUGUCUGGGCACUGGACACUGCUGCAAAGCCAUAUGAAUGGCGGAAACUGGAGCCAGAGGGAGAUGGGCCGCCACCUUGCAUGUAUGCUACUGCGAGUGCACGUUCAGAUGGUCUUCUUCUUCUCUGUGGUGGGAGGGAUAUAAACAGCGCGCCACUGGCUAGUGCAUAUGGACUUGCCAAACAUCGAGAUGGUCGUUGGGAAUGGGCCAUUGCUCCUGGUGUCUCGCCAUCUCCAAGAUAUCAGCAUGCUGCUGUUUUUGUCAAUGCACGCCUUCAUGUGUCUGGAGGGGCACUUGGUGGGGGCCGAAUGGUAGAGGACUCCUCAAGUGUGGCUGUUUUGGAUACCGCAGCUGGAGUCUGGUGUGACACAAAAUCAGUUGUUACAACUCCAAGGACUGGAAGAUACAGUGCGGAUGCUGCUGGUGGGGAUGCCGCAGUUGAAUUGACAAGACGCUGUAGGCAUGCUGCUGCUGCAGUUGGUGACCUGAUCUUCAUUUAUGGUGGUCUACGUGGUGGGGUUCUGCUGGAUGACUUACUUGUUGCUGAAGAUCUUGCUGCUGCAGAAACAACUAGUGCAGCUUCUCAUGCAGCAGCCGCAGCUGCUGCAUCUAAUGUGCAGCCAGGAACGUUACAGGGUAGAUAUGGAUUUACAGAUGACAGAAAUGGGGCGACUGUACCGGAUGCUGCUGAUGGUGAAGUUGUGGUAGGAAAUCCUGUUGCUCCACCCGUAAAUGGUGAUAUUUAUACAGAUAUAAGCACUGAAAAUGCAAUGCUCCAAGGUCCCAGAAGAUUGAGCAGGGGCGUUGAAUACCUUGUUGAAGCAGCUGCAGCAGAAGCUGAAGCUAUCAGUGCUGCACUUGCGGCUGCCAAAGCUAGGCAAAAUGGAGAAGUUGAGCUGCCAGAUAGAGAUCGUGGAGCAGAGGCUACUCCUAGUGGGAACCACAUCUUGAUCAAGCCUGAUUCUGCAACAUCAAAUGAUUCUACUCCAACUGGAGUUAGGCUUCAUCACCGUGCUGUUGUUGUGGCUGCUGAGACUAGUGGUGCUUUAGGGGGCAUGGUCAGGCAGCUUUCGAUUGAUCAGUUCGAAAAUGAAGGCAGGAGGGUCAGUUAUGGAACUCCAGAAAGUGCAAGUGCAGCUAGGAAACUUCUAGAUAGACAAAUGUCAAUAAACAGUGUACCAAAGAAGGUGAUUGCUCACCUCUUGAAGCCUCGUGGCUGGAAACCUCCAGUUCGAAGACAAUUUUUCUUGGAUUGCAAUGAGAUUGCAGAUCUCUGUGACAGCGUUGAGAGAAUUUUUUCAAGCGAGCCAACUGUACUACAGUUGAGGGCUCCUAUCAAGAUAUUUGGAGAUUUGCAUGGUCAAUUUGGAGAUCUGAUGCGACUUUUUGAUGAAUAUGGAUCACCAUCUACUGCUGGGGACAUAGCAUAUAUUGAUUACCUCUUCUUGGGAGACUACGUUGACCGAGGACAACACAGCUUGGAAACAAUGACUCUUCUCCUUGCUUUGAAGGUCGAGCAUCCUCAUCAAGUACAUUUAAUUCGUGGUAAUCAUGAAGCUGCAGAUAUCAAUGCUCUUUUUGGCUUCCGAAUAGAAUGCAUUGAGCGAAUGGGUGAGAGAGAUGGGAUAUGGGUGUGGCACCGGAUUAAUAGAUUGUUCAACUGGCUUCCUCUGGCAGCAUUAAUUGAGAAAAAAAUCAUCUGUAUGCAUGGCGGUAUUGGGAGAUCAAUAAACCAUGUAGAACAGAUAGAGAAUAUUCAGCGUCCAAUUGCUAUGGAGGCAGGAUCUAUUGUGCUCAUGGACUUGUUGUGGUCAGAUCCCACCGAAAAUGACAGUGUAGAAGGACUGCGACCAAAUGCACGAGGUCCUGGCUUAGUAACCUUUGGGCCUGACCGUGUUAUGGAAUUCUGCAACAACAACGAUCUUCAGUUGAUUGUUCGAGCACACGAGUGUGUAAUGGACGGAUUCGAAAGAUUUGCUCAGGGACAUUUAAUUACUCUAUUUUCAGCCACAAACUACUGCGGUACAGCAAACAACGCUGGUGCAAUACUGGUUCUCGGGAGGGAUUUGGUGGUCGUCCCAAAGCUUAUACAUCCAUUGCCUCCCGCAAUUUCAUCGCCAGAAACUUCUCCCGAUCACCACAUAGAAGACACAUGGAUGCAGGAGCUAAAUGCGAACAGACCACCUACGCCAACUAGAGGGCGUCCGCAAGGUGCCAACGACCGAGGUUCUCUGGCCUGGAUUUAAGACCACCAAUCCAUAGCAGCAGCGCAGGAUGGAGUUUCUAGUGAGUUGUACAUAGAGAGCAUAGAAGGAACAUUGCCUCCAUGGAGAAAUUUAGAAUAUUCCCGCCAAGCCAGAAGACAAGACAUAUAUAUAUAUAUAUAUGUUAUAUCUCUCUCUACAAUGAUCUCCGCAGUGAGUGAGUCAUUUGAAGUCCACAACGGACGGACAGGCGGCACAAGUACUCUUUCUCUCUCUCUCUCUCUCUAGAUAUAUAUAUAUAUACAUGUAUUUACAUCUUUAUAGAAGUUCAUAAAUGUUUUUGUUACUAAGCUUUGUGUUUAAAGAGGACACAGAAGAUGAUAGAUGCGAGUUGAGUGACUCACUGCUGACAACUUAAUAUGUAUAAAUGGAGGGAGAGGUAUUGAUUUAUUUGCCCCCUGCACCAGCACUACCCCAUGUAUGUAGUCUCUCUCUCUCUCUCUCUCUAGAUAUACACAUAUGUAUCAUCAUCAUCAAUUUGAGGAGUGGGGAAGUAGUUAGUAGUGUUA